Molecule: messenger RNA, 565 nt
Organism: Pistacia vera
Lineage: Eukaryota; Viridiplantae; Streptophyta; Magnoliopsida; Sapindales; Anacardiaceae
Exons: 1
Coding region: 81-380 (99 amino acids)
Source: RefSeq, a predicted model, not a curated record
CUCAGCCUCUAGUCUUAUCCCAUUAAAAUAGAAAAACAACAAUCAUUUUUCAUAAACCCUAAAACCACUGAAACUGAACCAUGGGUCUUCUCUCUUGGUUCACGGGCAACCCAAAGCCAAAGUCCCAACAAUCCGGAUCUUCCAAAUCAACAAACGACUCGAAAUCCGAAAUCCCCGCUGCCCCGGGUAUGAACGGUGCCGUUGAAGUGCCCCGACCGGCUGAGAGCGUGACGGUAUUCGAGUUCGGGUCGAUUGCUGCUUCAGCUGAUAAGGUAACUGUGGCUGGGUACUGCCCCGUCUCUGACGAUCUGGAGCCUUGCCGUUGGCAGAUCCUGCCGGCCAGUGAAGCCGAAGCGCCCCAGUUCCGUGUGGUAUUUUGAUGAGAUAAGAGAAAAUUUGCUUGUAAGAAACAGAAUUAGAAGAAUGAAUAUAAUUCUGUUAGAAUUAUUGUUGGUCUUUUGCCCGUCUUUAUUUAAUUGAAGUUAGUUUUAGAUUAUUUUGAUCUUAGUCUCCCGCAGAUGAUAAAUUGUGAUAUAAUUGUGGGUUUAACCUUCGGAUUUGAUGA